Messenger RNA from Sardina pilchardus (European sardine), 3547 nucleotides. Its product is annotated as G-protein coupled receptor 22-like. The record is from RefSeq and is a predicted model, not a curated record. The transcript is spliced from 3 exons. Gene Ontology annotation, cellular component: plasma membrane. Gene Ontology annotation, molecular function: G protein-coupled receptor activity; peptide binding. NCBI's taxonomy places the organism in Eukaryota, Metazoa, Chordata, Actinopteri, Clupeiformes, Clupeidae. Gene Ontology annotation, biological process: G protein-coupled receptor signaling pathway; cellular response to hormone stimulus. The coding region runs from base 454 to 1986 and encodes 510 amino acids.
UUCUCCGUCCCAAGCGUUCAGUGUAGUAGCCUGUAAUCUAACUGAUACAGCCACGGAGACAAAUGGUAGGGACUCUUCAGAUGCGCGAAAAGUAGAUUAUUUAAAGGACAGGUAGAGACUGUAUAAGCGAAGCCACUCGCGUGUGAUGUGCACUGACCCACGCUUGAUUUGUUUACUGAGCUCAAAGGGUGUUUUGCUUGAAUAAAAAACUUUCCAGACGCAUACCGUUGAAAGAGGAGCAGGUUGUGGGUCUCGGGAGGCAGGACGAUGGGCACCUGCAGAAGAAUGUAGCGGGUACCGGACCACACCGCAGCGGGAGGCGUGGCUCACAGCUGUCCAUCACCCCUGUGACUCUUAGUAGAAUGGACACCCCGCUGCACUGGGGCCACUGGCCUUGUCACUGCAUGAGGUAAAGCCCCUCGUCGCCUCGCCUCGCCUCGCUGCAGCGUCGCCAUGGAGACAGAGAGCUACACCACCCUGCGCCUGGAGACCAGCGACGGCACGGGGACGGUGGCGAGCGUCGUCGGCGGCCUGGAGGGCCACGGCGGCUCGGCCCUUCCUCCCCCCGCGGGGUGGCAGACGCCGUACCCCAUCAGCUUCCAGGUGUCGCUGACCAGCUUCCUGAUGCUGGAGCUGGUGCUGGGCUUCAGCAGCAACCUGACGGUGCUGGUGCUCUACUGCUCGCAGUCCAACCUGGUGGACUCGGUCAGCAACCUGGUGACGGUCAACCUGCACAUCCUGGACAUUGUGGUGUGCGUGCUGUGCCUGCCGCUGACGGUGGUGGUGGUGCUGCUGCCGCCCGGGCGCGACCUGGCGCUCAUCUGCUGCUUCCACGAGGCGUGCGUCACCUUCGCCAGCGUCUCCACCGCCAUCAACGUGCUGGUCAUCAGCAUGGACCGCUACGACAUCUCCGUGCGGCCGGCCAACCGGCUGCUGACGCCGCGCUGGGCCGGGCUGCUGCUGGCGGCCGUCUGGGCCGUCUCGCUGGCCGUCUUCUUCAUCCCGUUCAUCGAGGUGGACUUUUUCGCCUCGGAGGAAGCCUCGCCGGCGGCGGUGUGGCACAACCGGACGUUGCUGUGCAUGGGCGGGCAGGGCUACCACAUGGGGCUGGGCAUGUACUACCACCUGCUGCUGCAGGUGCCCACCUUCUUCGCCACGGUGGCGGUGAUGCUCUUCACGUACUCGCGCAUCCUGCGCGCCCUCAACAUCCGCAUCGGCUCGCACAUGCGCAAGAACCAGCGGGGGGGCAACAACGCCGGCGGCGGGGGCGGCCGACGAGGCCUGGGCUGCCGGGGUCGCCGCGGACGCCGGCACCGGCGCAGCAAAGCCGAGCAGCAGCAGGAGGAGCAGGAGGCCGCUGAGCAGACCAAGCACCUCACCCACCCGCCGCUCAUCUCCUCGCCCACCCCCACGGCCACCUCCCCUCCGGCCCUGUCCACCGUGCCCCUGGUGGGCGGAGCGGACAGCAGCGCGGCCGCGUCCCCGUCCCCGGCAGGAGGGGCGGUGGGGCUGGCGGCGGCGCCGGUGCCGGCCUCCCUCGGGGUCCAGGCCUCGGUGUCGGCCAUCAUCGCCCUGCGGCGGGCCGUGCGGCGGCACCGGGACCGGCGGGAGCGGCAGCGCCGCGUCUUCCGCAUGUCGCUGAUCAUCAUCUCGUCCUUCAUCGGCUGCUGGGCGCCCAUCUCGGUGGCCAACGUGCUGAUCCUCUGCCUGGGCCCCAGCGACACGCUGGUCUCGCUGCGCCUCUGCUUCCUGGCCAUGGCCUACGGCACCACCAUCUCCCACCCGCUGCUCUACGCCUUCACGCGGCAGAAGCUGCGCCGGGUGCUCAGGGCCAAGGUCAAGAAGCGCGUGGUCUCGCUGCUGCAGGUGGACCCCUCGCCCGGGGGCACCGUCAUACACAACUCCUGGGUGGAGCCGCGCAAGAGCCGCAAGCUUCGCACGGAGGGGAGCGACGCCACGGACCGCUGCCUGACGGAGCCGCUGUGACUGUGCCACGUUCAGCACUGCAGUACUACAAUCAAGGAUCCAAUUGUGGAUGCCAAUCGUGUUCUAACCACAGAGCUGUGAAGAAAGCUCUUACACUACUCAAAACAGUAAUGUCUCCAAGUGGUCUUCAGAACCCUAUAAUCUAUCUCAAAUGGAGCACCCUGGGAAUAAUGUAUUAUUACCCCGGAUGUAAUGUUCAAACACAUAUUUUGAGUAGUGUUUAGCAGGCAUAUGUUGUCAAGUGAAUAUUUUGUAGUUGUCAUGUUUUUUAGCAGAAAUGUAAUACAAUUUUCAAAGACUAGAUAGCAAUAUAAUGUUCAAUAAGGGCAGUAUCUAGUUAAAUCUCUGCCUCUUUCCUGUGUCUAUGAAUGUAAAUCUUCUAUACACUUGUUAAAGAACAGUACUAGUUGAUGUAAAUGUUUUCUUUGGGACAAUUAUUUUGUAUUUGAGUUGAGUGAAUAACUUAAGGAAAAGGUGAGUGUAUCUUGAUACGAUCUGCCAGCCUAUUUUCCGCAGUCCAACAAAAGGCAAACACGGGAUGCCAAAGGCGCGUUCAUUAAACAGCUCAUAUGCUGGUGAAGACAGGGGUGAUAGAAAUGUAACUGUACCAUCAGGUUUCCUUAGCAACUGCUAGUGGGGAAAAGUUUUACAUCUGACCACCAGCAUACCAGAUGAACACAAUACAUGCAAUUUCACAUGCAGAUGCUGUUCUCAGUCUCGUCCCGGCUGUCUGGCCCCUAGCCACUUCUCUGAAUACUGACUCAUACACCCCCGCACACAUACUAUGCUACAACACUUGGGAUUUACACAAUGACAUUGUACAGGUCUCGGCACCUAGUCUAUGUUUACACCAAAGGUAUAGUCAACAUCCUGACAAGUUGUUAAAUCAGCUGCUCGGUAUGAGAGUCGAGAUGCAAGAUGGGGAACAAACGUCCAUCUUAGAGAGCACACACACACACACACACACACAUAGACUCACACACAGCCAUCUGAGAAGAGAGACAAAAUACAUACAUAGACGCAAAAAAAAAAACAACAACAAAUUUACACAAAAUACCAGUUAGCUUUGCCCUGUCAAAAAAAUAAAUAAAUAAAUGACUCAUGCCUUAAUUCUGCUCAGAGGGUAUCCAAGGUGCUGAAUGUGUUCUGUGUCAAAAUGAGAGUAAGUGGAUAGGGAGAUGUUUUGACAUUGUAUUCUAUGUUAUAGAGAAAUGUGUCUGUAGGUCUCUCUUUGCCCGUCGGUCUUCUUCACUGUUGUGUCUGGACAUCCAGUGUGUGCCCCACAGUUGAAAUUGUGAAUUGUUGUGACGGUAAAUUGAGCAUGAUGUGUGUGAACAUAAUGUUUAAUUUCGAUGUGCUUUUUGUAACGAAUGAUUGUUUCUAAUUAAGAUAAGUGAGGGGUGUGUGUCUUUUUAAAAGGCUUUAAUGGCUCAGCCUACCUAUAAUUGAAUUGUAGGUGAUCCAGUGCAUUAGGUUAUUUGUAUGCUUGUUGGAAGGUGUGUGUAUGUGUGUUUGUUUGUAUCUGUUUGUUUGUGUGUGAUUGUGUGUGUGUGUGUGUGUG